AUGGCCCCUUCUCGUUCCUCGCUCAUCAAGCUUUUGCUGCUCGCCGUUGCUGUCCAGUGGUCGGUUAGUGCGGUGAAUGCAGCCGCGUUAACGACAAGUAGCUCCUCGACUCCAGAUGCUGGAACGACGACUUGUAUCACAUUCGACUUCCCUGGAGAAACAGAUGCGGGCACGACUACUGAUUCAAACGGAAUUGCAGUAACUCCAGUCACCAGCACGACUCCUGGUGCUGGGACGACUACGGAUUCUAAUGGAAUCACUGUCACUCCCAAGGCAAAGCUCUUCCACCAAGUCCACCCACAGUACCAGUACCUCCACCGUCUCACACAAGCAGACUUUGACUAUCACGAGCAGCUUCCCACCGCCGAGUUGCUGGACGACUGUCGUCUCCAUCCCUAAACAACCUGUGCCCACCACUUGGGUGGCCUCGACUCGAAGCAGCAGUGCGACUGGUGCGGGAACGACUACCGAUCCGGUCGAUGUACCUGGAGGUGGACAUGGUGGACACACGAGCUCAAGCACCUCCACUCCCGGAAGUUAUACGACUCUUACUGUGUGCAGCGUGAGUAAUCUUUCUUCUUCUGAUUCAAGCUUAUCCCUUUGGACAGUAA
Messenger RNA from Mycena indigotica, 611 nucleotides. RefSeq lists its product as uncharacterized. The transcript is spliced from 5 exons. Lineage: Eukaryota; Fungi; Basidiomycota; Agaricomycetes; Agaricales; Mycenaceae. The record is from RefSeq and is a predicted model, not a curated record. Bases 1 to 399 code for a protein of 132 amino acids.